Talaromyces amestolkiae is the source of this 432-nucleotide messenger RNA. RefSeq lists its product as uncharacterized. The transcript is spliced from 2 exons. Lineage: Eukaryota; Fungi; Ascomycota; Eurotiomycetes; Eurotiales; Trichocomaceae. Bases 1 to 432 code for a protein of 143 amino acids. The record is from RefSeq and is a predicted model, not a curated record.
AUGAGUCUACCUGAACGUCUCGAACCAGCUUCGGUCGUCCCGGAGCCUGGUGAUGAUUCAACUCAAUCCGACAGUCCACCCAUAGGCUUAUUCCAGCUAUGGCCAUAUCCCGAGCUCAUGAGCUCAUCGGGGUUUGAAUUUGACGUAGACAUUGUUGCCAUCCAUGGCCUGGGCGGCCAUGCCUUUGGAACGUGGACUGAAGGACAAAAACUAUGGCUUCAAGAUUUUAUACCGAAGGAUAUCUCGAGAGCCCGUGUUCUGACAUUCGGAUACAAUUCGGAAGAUGCUUUUACAAAACCUACAGCUUCUAUACGCGAAUUUGCCAUUCAAUUGUUGGAUAGCUUGAGGCAGCUUCGUCAGCAGGCGACCAAUAAAUCUGUAGGAUAUACUGUUAAUGAGAACCUCAAGAAAUUGCAGUUCAUGAUCACCUGA